AUGUCGUCCAAGGAAAAAAAUGGCGAGGGUGUACACUCCCACGCCGACACUGUGCUGGGUACUUCAGUCAGCGCGGAGAGCGUAUUUGACUUACUGAAGUUGAACUCUACUUCUAUCUCUACGAGACAGUGGAAGCGGAUUGUCGCCUACUCUUUGGUUCAACUGUAUCCACGGAAUACACCUAUUUUGCCUUUCAUAGCUCAAUUGAAAGCUCAGCUAGGAGCCAUCGAUAUUCUACCGGAUCAACUUUACUCUGUCCGCAGAAUCGGGCAUCGAUGGCAGGCCAUUGUGUCCUGGGCUUCACGUGACUGCGACCAGCCCCUUACAGGGAUCCUUGUUGUUCUAGACGGCUCAUCCCGCUGGGAACGUCCUACCGAUAGUAUAUGGCAAGCUGCCUUUGAUGCACUUCCUAAUAAGUUGGAAAUAGUGCGCAGGGCGCAAAACUUAUUUACUUUCGUCAACCACCCAUCUCAUACUGAAGUAAAUGAGGUAGUUCCAAGUCAAGGUAACACAUCUGGAGCUGUUACCAUUGCAGUGAGCCCAGAUUUGAUGGCCACUGACUCUGUUGAUGCCGAGCCUCUUAUCAUACUUCUAUCUUUUUUUGCCAACCAGGAGGUUUCGGUCGAUCUUCUAUGCCGUGGAACUUCCCCUCGAAAACGAUGGACUGAUGAUGGGGAAAUCAGCUAUGUAGACCCGGCCACUCUAGGCCUUUCGGAUGUUCUGAUUCAGACAUGCUCCGCCGAGAUCUUGACUAAAACUUUAUUCAAAAUCGACUCUGCUAUCACCUGGAAAUCGGCUACCACUUUCAGCCUGACCAAAGAACAAAGAGAUAGGACGCUCAAGCUGGUUCCUUCUAGCCUCUAUCCUUUCUGGAGUCUCCAGGCUCUUAUCCUGGCCUGUCGUUCAGUGCCUUGGAAAUAUCUGGAGUUCUGUGACGCAAGUCUCUUUUUAACGCACAUUCGAUAUACCCUGGAAGAAGCUCGACGUUAUUUUGAAUUUGAGGACAUGGCACCUGUGGUCAGGGUUGAGAUCGCUCUCAAUCUUUUGGAAUCAUCUCGCUUUUCUCUCAUCGAGUGGAAGCAGUUCGCGGUCGACCAGGCAAAACAACUCACGAAUGGUCUCGACAAUAGCUAUACAAGCUCCUACCUUGCGCAGAGGCAAUGUCUUCUCCACCGGCUCUCCGCUUCCCUCAUCAAUCCAACCGAAGGUUACACGCUUCAUAUGGCCACACCAUCAUUCAACGCGCUUUAA
Messenger RNA from Penicillium manginii, 1251 nucleotides. RefSeq lists its product as uncharacterized. The record is from RefSeq and is a predicted model, not a curated record. NCBI's taxonomy places the organism in Eukaryota, Fungi, Ascomycota, Eurotiomycetes, Eurotiales, Aspergillaceae. The transcript is spliced from 5 exons. The coding region runs from base 1 to 1251 and encodes 416 amino acids.